ACCAGACUCGUCACUUGACUUCCCGAAACCUCGUGGCGCUCGUAGGCAUCUCGUCUGAGCAAUCCUCGCGACUCACUCACCUCGAAAUACUUCAUCCAUCCUUUGAAGCUACUCCGCGUCCCACCAAUGGCUACUCUCGCCGCUUCUUCCACCGCAUCAGCUAGCGCCGCAGCACUGCGAGUUCAGAGCCUCAACGCAACCCCCAGCCGCCCUCUCUCCAGCCCAAAUCUUGUCAGCGGCUCUCGGUUUCCAGUGUACCGCGUUUCGUCGACCCCUUCCCAAUCAUCGAUAUCAUCUCCCGUCGUCACGCGGCUGUCUGUUCGCGCGCAAUCCACGGAAUCCUCCACACCCGCCGAGCCCUCCGCACCGAGUUCAACCUCCGUGAAUCCUGGGUUCGGGCUGGGCGGCCCAGGCACGUGGUUCGGGUUCGGGCAGUUUCAGGAGCUCAGCGUGGGUCGCCUCGCGAUGGUCGGCUUCGCGAGCGCGCUCGUGAUGGAAGUCCUUACGGGGAAGGGCGUUUUCGGCCAGCUGGGAGUCGAUCCCUUGACCAUCCGAUUCCCCUUCCUCGCGGGACUCACAUUUUUGCUCCUGGGCGGGCUGCUGGGCGGGUGGGUGGUGAUCAACAACCCGCCGGAUAUUUCCAAGGCGCCGCCGAACGCGGGCGCGGGCGUGCCGCGGGAUCCGUUCAGCAAGAGCGAGAUGGAUCCGUUGGUGACGUACACGCGUGGGGUGGCGGUGGAGGGGGACGAUGGCAAGCCCGUGGUGCUCCCGAUCGCCUCGGACCUGAAGCCCCUCGAUAAGUAGUCGGGUGCCGAGCCACAGAUCGCAUGCGGGUACUGGCAUCCGCAGGACUGAUUCGAUUUGAAUCCCUCUAGAUGGCUGGUGAUGGGAAAGGCUGUGUUUCCGAGUGUCUGGUUUGAAACCCCUGGAGAUGAUGCUUCUAGCAGGUGUAGCACUUGUACAGCUAGUUAUAUUAAAAUAUGAGAGCUUCAGCUACCAUACUUCUUGUUUGGGUAAGAGAAUGCUUGGUGGAACACUGUACAUCAUAACCUCUGGGCUCUGGUAAUGAUUCCUAUGAAUACAUA
This is a messenger RNA of Closterium sp. NIES-67, 1085 nucleotides long. The record is from the annotation of a GenBank genome assembly. NCBI's taxonomy places the organism in Eukaryota, Viridiplantae, Streptophyta, Zygnematophyceae, Desmidiales, Closteriaceae.